This is a messenger RNA of Sinocyclocheilus rhinocerous, 2314 nucleotides long. RefSeq names its product maternal embryonic leucine zipper kinase-like. Gene Ontology annotation, molecular function: ATP binding; protein serine/threonine kinase activity. Gene Ontology annotation, cellular component: cytoplasm. The transcript is spliced from 19 exons. The coding region runs from base 329 to 2065 and encodes 578 amino acids. Gene Ontology annotation, biological process: protein phosphorylation; intracellular signal transduction. Lineage: Eukaryota; Metazoa; Chordata; Actinopteri; Cypriniformes; Cyprinidae. The record is from RefSeq and is a predicted model, not a curated record.
UCGUAACCGGAAACAGGAACUCUUCUGACGUAGCAUGUGGGAAAUUCAAAUUUUAAAAGAUGUUCGAAUGAAAGAUGCUUUGGCAGUUUUAAUUUUGUAUCACAUUAUAAACAUAUGUAAUUUUGAGUAACAGAGUAAACUAUUGACUCUUUUUUUAAUUAAAUUCAAGCUUUUUUUUAUUGUUUUGAACUCGCUUAUAUCGGCGUUUUAAAGUGAAUCAUUGGAGCACAGCUGAAACCAAUCGAGAGCAUAAAAAAAAAGAGAGAGAGAGCUUUUCUAAAGAUAGUCAUCCCGCAUUGACAGAGUGAAAAGUGUAAGUGUCCUCAGCAUGCCUGUAGACAGCACUUCUGAACUUCUCAAGCACUAUGAGGUUUAUGAAACCAUUGGCUCAGGUGGGUUUGCCAAAGUCAAACUUGGUAGACACAUACUGACAGGAGAGAAAGUGGCCAUCAAAAUAAUGGAAAAGAAAGACCUAGGGGAUGAUCUGCCCCGGGUUAAGAUCGAGAUUGAGGCUAUGAAGAACCUCAGUCAUCAACACGUGUGUCGUCUCUACCAUGUCAUUGAGACGUCAAGCAAGAUCUACAUGGUGCUUGAGUACUGUCCUGGAGGAGAACUGUUUGAUUACAUCAUUGCUAAAGACCGGUUAUCAGAGGAAGAGACCCGAGUGUUUUUCCAUCAGAUCAUCUCUGCGAUGGCCUAUGUUCAUAGCCAAGGUUAUGCCCACCGAGACCUCAAACCGGAAAACCUGCUGAUCGAUGAAGAUCAUAACCUUAAACUCAUUGACUUUGGCCUUUGUGCCAAACCAAAGGGUGGUUUGGGUUUUGAAUUGCUGACCUGCUGUGGCAGUCCAGCAUACGCGGCUCCAGAGCUCAUUCAGGGCAAGGCUUACAUUGGCUCUGAGGCUGAUGUGUGGAGUAUGGGUGUGUUGCUUUACGCUCUACUGUGUGGUUUUCUACCCUUUGAUGAUGACAAUUGUAUGGUCCUCUACAGAAAAAUUACAAGAGGCAAAUAUAGCAACCCGCACUGGCUUUCACCUGCUAGCAUUCUGCUUCUAAACCAGAUGAUGCAGGUGGACCCAAAGAGGCGUUUGACCGUGAAACAGUUGCUUGAUCACCCUUGGGUUAUGAAGGGAUACAGCACACCAGUGGAGUGGCAGAGUAAACAUCCUUUGGGUCAUAUAGAUGAAGACUGUAUCACUGAAAUGGCAGUGGCUUCUAAACAAUCCAGACAACUCACAAUCCAACUUGUGUCAGAGUGGAAGUAUGAUCAAAUGACCGCCACCUACCUUUUACUGCUGGCUAAAAAGCGGCAAGGCCGUCCUGUGCGUCUGAGAGCAGAAUGCCCCGUGAUUGACCGCAUGUACUCUCCUCUACAGGACAUACAACUGAAGAAGAGUCAACGCCCAUCUGUGUCUGGGGAAAAGUCUUCAUGUCCCAACAUCCACUGUGUCCACCUCGUUACUGUCACAAACCACCUCCUGCACUGGAACGGACAGGUGCACACUGGGGACAGAGAGAGAGCAGGCAGUGCCACUAAAGAAGUGUCCCGCAGGAGAGAGAUGGACCAACAGCAGAGCGGCCAACAAGGAGAACUGGAUAUACUGGCUUUCAGCCCCGAGAGAAGGUCUCGAUCUCUGGACCUGGCUGGCUGUCAGGUGGACAGUGGGCAGAAGCGGAAGGGAGGUAAAGUGUUUGGCAGUCUGGAGAGAGGCCUAGAUAAAGUCAUUACAAUGCUCACACCCAGCAAAAAGAGAGGACCUCGAGAUGGACCACGCAAAAUUAAGGCUCAAUACAACGUGACACUCACCAGUCAGACUAAUGCUGACCAAGUGCUCAAUCAAAUUCUCAGCAUUUUACCAGAGAAGAAUGUGGACUUUGUUCAGAAGGGCUAUACUCUGAAGUGCCACACACAGUCAGACUUUGGAAAGGUGACCAUGCAGUUUGAGCUGGAGGUUUGUAUCCUGCAGAAGCCUGAGGUGGUCGGGAUCCGUCGACAGCGGCUCAAAGGUGACGCCUGGGUGUAUAAACACCUGGUAGAGGACAUCCUCUCCACCUCCAGCAUCUGAUGUCGCUCUUGUUUGCCCAUCUGAGUUUAAUGGGGUAGAUGGAGUCUGUUUGAUGUCCAUUACAGAAUAACCUCCAGUUCUACUUUAUAUUUCAUUUGACCAUGUCCAUUAUUCUUUGGCAUGUGCAGGAGGUGGUACAGUAUUAUUUUGUCAUGUUCUGCCCUUGAUAGAAAUGCAAAUAUUUUUGUCACUUUAUACUGUACAUCCUUCUAAUUUAGCAAUAAGCAGUACUCGUAUAGCGUUAUGGGA